GCGCGCGUUCUUUUCGGCCUGCGGUUGUGGUUGCUGGGUCUUGCUGGUUGUGCAGGCGGGGAUGUCCGGCCGCGGUAAGCAGGGCGGCAAGGCGCGCGCCAAGGCCAAGUCGCGCUCGUCGCGCGCUGGGCUGCAGUUCCCCGUGGGCCGCGUGCACCGGCUGCUGCGCAAGGGCAACUACUCGGAGCGCGUGGGCGCCGGCGCGCCCGUGUACCUGGCGGCCGUGCUCGAAUACCUGACGGCCGAGAUCCUGGAGCUGGCGGGCAACGCGGCGCGCGACAACAAGAAGACGCGCAUCAUCCCGCGCCACCUGCAGCUGGCCAUCCGCAACGACGAGGAGCUCAACAAGCUGCUGGGCCGCGUCACCAUCGCGCAGGGCGGCGUGCUGCCCAACAUCCAGGCCGUGCUGCUGCCCAAGAAGACCGAGAGCCACCACAAGGCCAAGGGCAAGUGAGGCCGCCGUCCCCGGGCCCUGCGACGGACACCAAAGGCUCUUUUCAGAGCCACCCACUGUUUCGGGAAAAGAGCGGCGCUGAGCGCGGGGCGUGCGCUCCCCGCAGGCCACCGCGCCCUGCCGUUAAGGUCCACGCCUGCUAGGGGCCAGCCUCCGGGGACUGCUUCGACGUUCAGACCUGAAAUCCGGCCUGACUGCUGCGGGGGGGGGGGGGGGGCGGUUGGACUUGAUUGACGGGGGUGGAGGAAUCUGCAAUGCUGUACGCGUUUGAGAUGCUUACAUGUCGGUCUUCGGGUCUGUAUUAAAAAUGCUGCAGGCCUCACUGAGUUGCCGAAUGUUAGGUCCGCUGACUACUCGGGAAGCGUUUGUUUGCUAGAGGCAUUUUCCGAGCUUUCCACAAAUCACUUUGUCUUAAAAGGGACGAGCCGCUUAGGCAGGCAAUUGUAGAUAGGUUAGUUGAGUUUGGGUUGGCGAGAUGCGAAGAGGGAUGCCAUUAAUUUUUCAGAAACAACAAAACGACUGGUGCGCUGGUUUUGAUGGGGGGUUUGUGUUAAUAUAAAUACAAAAUUUUAAGUAGCUUGGGCCAGACAACAUGGAUGUUCUAGGAAGAUGACCAUUCAUGAAGUGGGCGCUACGGUUGCAGAGCUGCAGGCAAAGCCCACAGGAAGGCUCUGUGUAUGGCACCGACUGGGGUAGGGGGUGGUGGCAAGACUUAGUCCAGGAUAAUUCCUUCCUAAAGGCGGAGCUCUGUGGGUGUGACUCGUGUUCUGUUACCUGUCCAGUUCUUAAUGUUUUGCAGCAGUACGUACAGGCCGGUAAGAAUCCAGGGACAUUAUAUAAUACGAAUCUAUUCUAGUAAAAUGGGUCUACCCAAAGCAGGGCUGCACAAGUUACUCACAAGUCUGCUGUGAGAAUGCCCUGGUGCUGUGCAGCUGGGCCGGAAGUGGUGAGAACCGUGCAUGAGGCACACGUUUCCCACCGUGUGCCUAGGUGGGCACUGUGAAGAUGGGCCAAGAGUGCACUGCUUUAGAGUGUGGCCCUUAAGCUUCUAGUGGGAGGCUUGAAUUAUGGGUUACAUUUGUUUUUAGUAUGUGUCUACACUGCUCUUCAACUAUGAUAGUGGAAUGUUAGACUUUUUUUUUUUUUUUUUUUAAGAAUUAUUUAUUUGAAAGUCAGAGUUACACAGAGUGAGAGAGAGGUCUUCCAUUCACUGGUUCACUCCCAGUUGGCCGCAAUAGCCAGAGCUGUGCCAAUCCGAGCCAGGAGCCAGGAGCUUCUUUGGGGUCUCCCAUGCGGGUGCAGGGGCCCAAGCACUUGGGGCAUCUAUCUGCUGCUGCUUCCCCAGGCCAUAGCUGAGAGCUGGAUUGGAUGUGGAGCAGCCGGGACUCGAAAAGGCUAUGCCACAGUGCUGGCCCCUGUUAGAAGUAUUUUUAGGGGGGCUGGUAUCUCAAGAAUUGUCAUGAAUUUUCAGAUUGAAAAGAAAAUUACUCAGGGCUGCCCUGUGUUGUAGUAGGUAAAGCCGCUGCCUGCAGCGCCGGGAUCUCAUGGGGGCGCCGGUUGGAGUCCUGGCUGCUCUACAUCCGAUCCAGCUCUCUGCUGUGGCCUGGGAAAGCAGUAGAAGAUGGCCCAAGCCCUUGCACCAUGCACCCGUGUGGGAGAUGUGGAUUCUCUGUUUCUAUUGUGUGUAACUCUGCCUCUCAAAUAAAAUCUUUUUUAAAAAUA
This is a messenger RNA of Oryctolagus cuniculus (rabbit), 2176 nucleotides long. RefSeq names its product H2A clustered histone 25 (gene H2AC25). NCBI's taxonomy places the organism in Eukaryota, Metazoa, Chordata, Mammalia, Lagomorpha, Leporidae. Gene Ontology annotation, cellular component: nucleosome. Gene Ontology annotation, molecular function: structural constituent of chromatin; protein heterodimerization activity; DNA binding. The record is from RefSeq and is a predicted model, not a curated record.